AUGGAAAGCACCAGCAGUCGCACGGACAUGUCGGAGGGCCAAACACCGGACUGGGACAUAAACGACGCGGUUGUUCCACGCGUGGCCGCGUUCGACGCGUUCGGCGAGUGGUGCGACGGCCACGUGCGGCGCGUCUACCCGCCCGCCUGCGAGGAGGCGCGGAGACACGCCUCGGGCUGGGCCAUGCGGAACACCAACAACCACAACGUCCAUAUACUCAAGAAGAGCUGCCUAGGAGUUCUGGUCUGCUCCCAAAGAUGCCGCCUACCCGAUGGUUCGAGAGUGCAUCUUAGACCUGCCAUUUGUGAUAAGGCCAGAAAAAAGCAACAAGGCAAACCAUGUCCAAACAGACUGUGCAACGGCGGCCGUUUAGAAGUCUUACCGUGCCGAGGACACUGCGGCUACCCCGUCACACACUUCUGGCGUCACACAGAACACGCCAUCUUCUUCCAAGCGAAAGGUGCGCACGAUCACCCGCGACCCGAGGCUAAGGGAGCCAGUGAAGUGCGCCGGUCACUUGGAGCUGGCCGGAGAGUGAGAGGCCUGGCACUACUACUGGCCAGAGAAGCAGCCAUAGCUGACAAGAUACUAACCGUGAAGCCAGACAAACAAAUGGCGCAGAAAGUCUGCAACCCACAUCCACAACCCCCGCCGCUAAUACCGGAUAACCAAAGAGUUCAACUAACAUGCACCUGUGGGCCUUUCGAAUGCUCAUGUCGGUGGCGCCCCGAGCAGACGCCGGAGAGCUACGCGACGACGGCGUGGACCCCACAGGAGGCUCAGUACCAGGCCUACGCCCCACCAGCGCCUCCCGGGCCUCCGCUGCAGCCACAACAACACUACGACCCCACCGCGCUACCUGCUGACGACAUCUUCCACCCAGAGGAAAUCUUCCAACUCGACCAACCCAUCAGAUUGGACUUCCCCUUAGAAGAACACACCUUAGAAUCACCGCCAACCUUCGCAGACCUCAACAGUGACAACUCCAAGCCUGAGGAAGCGUACUGGUUAGACUGGCAAAGAGCCGCCGGCGGCUCGGAGUCUAGCGAAACCCCCUCCCCGGAACUGUUCGGUGGAUACCAGCAGACUGAGGCGUACUGCGAUCAACAGGCGUACAUUCCUCAAGCUUAUUACCCCGAAGAGGCACAAUACUACACCACUGAGAGAACAUCACCCGUCAUGGAUAUGCAGGACCAGAGGUAUUAUAGAUACGGACCAGACUGCUCGCAGACUAACCUAGACAUGCAGGGAUGGAACUACUCAGACUGCGCCUUCACGCCAAACGACAUGUCGGAAUGCAAGCAGUACUUCGACGCUCAACACCAACAAGCCGUCAACGCCUUCAGUGGCCUCUUAUAAUAAUGUUCCUGUACAUAGUAUUGUAAAUUGUUAAUUUUGUAACUAUAAGAUAGCAUAAGUUGUUAAUUUUGUCUUUAAGAUACAAAUAGAUUUAUUAUAAGUAUUAUGUUCCUACAAUGGUUUUAAGGAAACUUAUCUCCUUCAUUUGAAAUGUGAGAAAAUAAAAGACAGUUUGUAUAAAA
Helicoverpa zea (corn earworm) is the source of this 1541-nucleotide messenger RNA. Its product is annotated as transcription factor glial cells missing 2-like. Gene Ontology annotation, cellular component: nucleus. Gene Ontology annotation, biological process: gliogenesis; regulation of transcription by RNA polymerase II. Lineage: Eukaryota; Metazoa; Arthropoda; Insecta; Lepidoptera; Noctuidae. Gene Ontology annotation, molecular function: DNA-binding transcription activator activity, RNA polymerase II-specific; RNA polymerase II cis-regulatory region sequence-specific DNA binding. The transcript is spliced from 4 exons. The record is from RefSeq and is a predicted model, not a curated record. The coding region runs from base 1 to 1359 and encodes 452 amino acids.